UAAAACAGAUGGCAUUAGUGUCACUCGUGACUUUUGAUUGUGAACAUAGUUACGAUAAAACAAAUCGUUUAUAUGCGCACUAUAUUUGUUAAAAUGAUUCAUAAUAAAUGUAGACAAGGCUUUUAUCCUUCAAGUAAUAUAAAAAGAUUUGAAGUGCCUGAAAACAAAGUAUCAUGGAGUGUUGACUACCCGGAAUAUACACCAGUCGAAUACACUGCACCAGCUAUUAAAGGAAAAUCUUGGGCGGAUCCAGCAAUCGGCGAAAAUUCAUUCGAACCAAAAUGGAACUCCAUCGAUGAAAAUAUAAACCGCAAAAGUUUUACGGGUGACUAUGUUAUAACCAAGGAUGGAUAUCCUUUGAACCCUAUUGGUCGUACUGGUAUUAUUGGACGUGGACUCUUAGGACGAUGGGGACCAAAUCAUGCAGCAGAUCCAAUUGUAACUCGUUGGAAACGAAAUACUACAGGAGCAACAGUAAUAGACAAAAAUACACAGAAACCAGUUCUACAGUUUGUUGCAAUACAAAGACGAGAUUCAGGAGAAUGGGCCAUACCUGGUGGAAUGGUUGACCCUGGAGAAACUAUAUCAGCAACUUUAAAAAGAGAGUUUAUGGAAGAGGCCAUGAAUUCGUUGGAAAAAAGUCAAGAAGAAAAAGCAGAGAUGGAAAAAUCUAUCAACGAAUUUUUUGAAAAGGGAGAAGAGAUGUAUAAAGGAUAUGUUGAUGAUCCUAGAAAUACAGAUAAUGCUUGGAUGGAAACAGUAGCAUUAAACUUUCAUGAUGAUGAUAAUAGUGUUUUGGGUAAAAUUACAUUGAUGGCUGGGGAUGAUGCACGUAAUGUGAAAUGGAUGGAUAUAAAUAAUACAUUAAAUUUAUAUGCUAACCACAGCGAAUUUAUUCGAAAAACGGUACAAAAACGUGAUGCACAUUGGUAAAAUUAAACGCACUGGUUCAUUAUUGAAGAAAGAAAAUGUAUAAAGCUAUUUGUUUAAUAAGUUUUUAUUUUUAUAAAAGAUGAAUCAAACACGUAUUUAAAUUAAAUAUGAGAAGUAAAAUGCUUCAUAAAAAAACGAUAUUGUAUAAAAAACAAACAAUUAAUAUUUUAGUACAUUACAUAAAAUGGUGUUAAUGAUCUAUUUUAUCAUAAAUGUACAUAUGUAUAUGUAAUCAUCACAGAUAAUAGUAUAGAUUAUUUUAUAGUACUAAGUCACUAUUUAAAAUAUGAUACUUCAGUACCAAAUAACAUGCGUUAUUUUAAGGAUAAUGAUAAGUCAAAAGUAU
Megachile rotundata (alfalfa leafcutting bee) is the source of this 1279-nucleotide messenger RNA. RefSeq names its product ADP-ribose pyrophosphatase, mitochondrial. The record is from RefSeq and is a predicted model, not a curated record. Lineage: Eukaryota; Metazoa; Arthropoda; Insecta; Hymenoptera; Megachilidae. Gene Ontology annotation, molecular function: ADP-ribose diphosphatase activity.